Molecule: messenger RNA, 639 nt
Organism: Procambarus clarkii (red swamp crayfish)
Lineage: Eukaryota; Metazoa; Arthropoda; Malacostraca; Decapoda; Cambaridae
Product: mucin-7-like
Source: RefSeq, a predicted model, not a curated record
AUGCUCACCCCCCCAGUACGAAGCAAUGCUCCCCGCCCCAGUACGAAGCAAUGCUCCCCGCCCCAGUACGAAGCAAUGCUCACCGCCCCAGUACGAAGCAAUGCUCACCGCUCCGGUAUGAAGCAAUGCUCACCGCCCCAGUAUGAAGCAAUGCUCACCGCCCCAGUACGAAGCAAUGCUCACCGCCCCAGUAUGAAGCAAUGCUCACCGCCCCAGUACGAAGCAAUGCUCACCGCCCCAGUACGAAGCAAUGCUCACCGCCCCAGUACGAAGCAAUGCUCACCACCUCAGUACGAAGCAAUGCUCACCGCCCCAGUACGAAGCAAUGCUCCCCGCCCCAGUACGAAGCAAUGCUCCACGCCCCAGUACGAAGCAAUGCUCCCCGCCCCAGUACGAAGCAAUGCUCCCCGCCCCAGUACGAAGCAAUGCUCCCCGCCCCAGUACGAAGCAAUGCUCACCGCCCCAGUACGAAGCAAUGCUCCACGCCCCAGUACGAAGCAAUGCUCCCCGCCCCAGUACGAAGCAAUGCUCCCCGCCCCAGUACGAAGCAAUGCUCCCCGCCCCAGUACGAAGCAAUGCUCCAAGCGUGCCUUCACCAACGGCCGGCUAAUGAUGUCAGCGUGUGCUGUAAUGCAAUAG